ACUUUCUAGUUAGUUGGCAGAGAGAGAGCACACCAAUGAGUGAGCACAGGCACAUGUGUCUUCUGCUUGGAAUAGCCCUUCUCAGGGCACCUCUGUCUGGAAUGGCCCACGUGUGUUCUGCCUGCUCCGGUCCACUGUGAUCCUGAGACUCUAAGCUCAGCUCCUGGCCCUCUUGGAGUGGCACCACCAUGCCUGGUCCCCAGCCUCCCAGAGCACCCAAGGGGGAAAGCUGUGGUGUCCCUGCUACAAAGCACAGGCUCAGGAACCUGGCUCAGAGCUGCUCCUCAGUGCCAGCUGCUGGACUGGACAAGAUUUUAGGCAAGGCACGGCCACACACCAGGAAGAGCCUGGCAUCCGCAGUGACCCUCGAGCAGCUGUCCCUGCAGCUGGGCCUGCCCCUCAAGCACGCUGAGCCUGUCCUUCACAGCCCCAUGGUGCUGACCCAGGGCCCUGAGACCACCAGGAGGCACCUCUUCCUCUUCAGGGACUGGCUGGUCAUUGCCAAGCAGAGGUCUUCCAAGAGCUACAGAGUCGAACAGAAGCUGCAUCUAUCUGGCGUGCAGGCUGUCACCUGUGACAGAGAGGAAAGGCAGGAUGGGGACAAAGACCAGGAUCUCACUAUCAGUUUAGGAAAUUCUCUGGUCUUCAUGCUGGCUUCUGACCCUUGUGUCGCCGAGUUUCCCUCUUCCGGCCUCUUCUUGAAGCCUCUUCAUCCUCUCCUGACAUCCAUACUCACCUGUGCCCUCCGUUGGCUGGUGGUGCCAUCUGAUCUAGAGACCCACUGGAACAGGGGGCUGUGUGCCCCCCAGGUCAGUACUGAGAGCCUCUGCUGCCCCUUUGUAAAUGCACCUUAGCCGAAAACAGAGAUUCUGACUGAGGAAUUCCAGACAUCUCUGGAGAGACCUCAUAUGUGGAACCUUCUCAGUGUAUUUCAUCAACCGUGUCCUUUCCAGCCUAAAUGGUCUCCCUGACUCAGGCAUUCCCAAACUGAGAAGCUUCAGGGGAUUUGGAAAUAGCCUAGAACCCGAAGCCAAGAAGACCAACAUUGGAAUCCUAAAUCUGUCUUUUCCUGAGUAUUUUACCCAGGCAAAUUUCAUUCAGUAUCCUCAUCCAUUAAGGAAGUAGCUUUAUCUGCACUACAGAAUUUUGAGGAAGAAUAAAUGAGCUGCUGUCACACAUAGUUUAGAGAACUAAGAAUGAGGUAGCUUAAAUAGAAAUAACUAACACAGAAUUUCUCGCACUUAGCAGGUGUGUGAUGCAAGUGCUGGCUGCUAACUGGUUUUUUGUUUUGGUUGGGGGAAGGAAGAUCCAGGCCAGUGAAGAUGGUCUUCACAGCCAAGAUGAUUGAUAAGGUUAGAAUUACUAAGUUUCUGAUCUCAGUCCAUCUCUGAGGGGUGACUUGGGAACUCUCCCACAACCUCCCUAUUUGCUUCAAAUUGUUCUGGCAAACUGCUUAAUGGCAAAGUGUGGAGAAGGGCUUUCUACUGGAGAGCAGAUAUAAACACCUGCAAAAGGAGGGGCCAUGAAGAAGGCUCACUCUGCAGCCUUACAGAGGCCCAAAUGAUAGCAGAGAAGCUUGCAGCCACACGUAAGAACUGAGAGGUUCACUGAGCAUCACAAUAAAAAACCAGCUCCGCAAAGUUCGUAGCCACAGAUGUAGGGCUUUGGCAGGAAAUGGUUGGGGUUGUGUCAUCUUCUUUUACUUUCUGAAAUAUUCUAGAAAAAUGGCUUCUGUUUUAUCCUUGCAGUAGAUAACUGUGGUCCUAUAAACUUCAUAGGAUCAGCUCAUAGUGUACAAGGUAGGAACCAUCAUUAAUGUUUGUGACACUCUUUCUUGACAGAGAAACUUUAGAAUACUAAUAAUAAUAAUGGUCCACAGUUACCCAGAACUCGCUAUGCGCCUGUCACUCUUCUGAGCACUUGAUAUACAAUAAGUCACCCACUUCCUUUCUGACACAGAUGUCCUAGUCACAUGUGAGGUAAGAGUCUUUCAAACUGGGCGUCACAAAUGGAUUUUCUCCUUGCAGAAUGGCUUCCUCCAAGUUAGAAAAAAUUCUUUCUCUUACUAAUGUGGGAAGUUCCACCCCCUCUAAUAUCAGAUGACCACAAGAAGCCCUGGCAUCUCCACUCACGCUGGCCUGAGCAUGGCUAUGCCCUUUGAACUGUCCCUCCCGUUGUAGUCUCUGGGAUAUCAUGCAAUCCUGUGACUGCUGUUUUUGAUUCAUUCAGAUGGGUUCGUUUACAAUGUCAGCACAGGCCAACCAGCAUAGACAACGCUUCUUUUCAUAAAAAGGAACUUCAGAUACUGUGUUUUUAAGAGAAUUAAAUGAGAUAAUUCAGGUAAACCUCUGAGCAUGGCGCCUGCCCCCAGGGAAGGGUUUGGAUGGUUUGAGAACUACUAGAGUGGUCGCCUGCGAGGGCUGCCAUUACAAGGGACCACAGACUGGGUGGGUUAAAUGGCAGAAAUGUACAUCUCCUGGUUCUGGAGGCUGGAAGUCCAAGAUCAAGGUGU
Molecule: messenger RNA, 2512 nt
Organism: Homo sapiens (human)
Lineage: Eukaryota; Metazoa; Chordata; Mammalia; Primates; Hominidae
Exons: 5
Coding region: 189-854 (221 amino acids)
Source: RefSeq, a predicted model, not a curated record